AUGCUGAAUAAGAGAUUCGGAAGCUGGAUUGAAUUAGAUAAUGCGCUAAAGGAUUUCCAUAAAAUGACCCAUACACACUAUGUUCACGCAGAAAGUAGAUUGUUGAAGGAUGUGAGAUAUAAAUACUUGUUCGUAGUGUUUCGUUGCACGUUUGGUCGUAAACGUAAAUCAGAAGGUCUGAAUGUGAUUAAAAAACCGUCUAAAUUUUUAAAUUGCCAAUCGAUGUUUCGCGUAAGAUUGGAGGGUCAACAAUACGUUAUAAAAUCUUACAACAUGACUCACAACCAUCCGUGUACAAGUUCGUGGAUGGUUUGUGAUCCGUUGAGUAGACGAUUGUCAUCAGAAGAAAAAGAAAACUUGAAACCAGUUAUAUUGCACUGUCAGUCGACGGACGAAGUUAUCGAAAGUAUUAAGGGAAGAACAGGUAAGCAGGUGACCGCUGCUGAUGUCAAAAAUAUGAAAGCUGAACUCUCCACUGGUUGGACUCGGAAGCAGGUAUUGCAGAUGAUGCGACAAAACGGUCAAGUUAGAGAGCAUGCAUACAAUUAUGAUGCUCCACAGCGUCUUAUACCCUUGCUGAACAUGUUGACCCCAUUCGCAAGAUCCAAAGUGUUAUACGAACUAAAAAGAAUGCGUUUCGUUAACUUAGAAUAUGAAAGCGGCGAGUGGUUGUUUAUGCUUGACCGCGGACAACAUUACGAAGUAGAUGUAAGUAUUUGUGAAUGCAAUUGUAGCACGUUUAAUAUGUGUCGAUAUCCGUGCCGCCAUCUCCUACUGGCAUAUAUUAAAAGACGAAGUCUAACAGCUCAUCAACUUCUUAGGUGUUGCUGUAGAUGGAAAUUAGACAAUACGCACAAUUUACAAAACAACACAGUAAUUUCAUUACGGAGACGAAGUAAAGAAUAUAUACAACUUCAACGGCUCCAAAGAAUGUGCAAACAACAAAUUGUUGAGAAAUAUGGUGAACGCUUCGCGAAUCAGGUGGAGAGAAAAGUCUACAAUUUUUACUUAAGAAUUAUAAACAGCUAG
Schistosoma haematobium is the source of this 1029-nucleotide messenger RNA. RefSeq lists its product as uncharacterized. The record is from RefSeq and is a predicted model, not a curated record. Gene Ontology annotation, molecular function: zinc ion binding. NCBI's taxonomy places the organism in Eukaryota, Metazoa, Platyhelminthes, Trematoda, Strigeidida, Schistosomatidae. The transcript has 5 exons. Bases 1 to 1029 code for a protein of 342 amino acids.